Paramuricea clavata is the source of this 2090-nucleotide messenger RNA. The record is from the annotation of a GenBank genome assembly. NCBI's taxonomy places the organism in Eukaryota, Metazoa, Cnidaria, Anthozoa, Malacalcyonacea, Plexauridae.
AAAUAGCGAAACUAUAAAAGAGACUGGAACUAGAAAUUUUUUGGUUGCCAAGGCGAUGGAUAAUGGCGGCCGAAAAUGAAAACAACGAGAGGGAUUUAGAAAAUAGAUUUUCUCCUUCAUUUGACCAUGAAGGGAUCCCUGCAUGUUUAGAGUGGAGUCCAGAAGAUGUAGCCGAAUGGAUAGAAUAUUUAGGCUUUCCACAAUAUAAGGUGAGUUUUUCAUUUCAUGUUUGUUUUUGUUUGGCGUCAAAGGUUGAAAAGUUCAUCACCUGUAGUUUGUUCUUGUUUUCAACAGCGGUGUUUCUCAGACAAUCUGAUAAAUGGACGAAAAUUAAUAACUAUACAUGCCUCAUCUUUGCCUCGAGUUGGAAUUACUGAUUUUGAACAUAUAAAGGUGGGUUUUGUGAAAUAUUCUAGUUUGUACAGUAACUUGCUCUAUAAUUUUAAACCCAUCUUCCAUGACUGAUUUCUACACGUCAAAGUUGUAGUACUAAUAACACCCAUUUUAAUAAUUCAACUAAAAGGUGCAGUGAAUUAUUGUUCUUAAAAAAUACAAAGUCAUGAAACUUUAUAUUUUCACUUUCACACAGUUUAUUGCAGAAAAGGUCAGAGAAGUGACAGGUCUCGAAGAUCCAGAUUGGACCAGAAGCAUUACGCUCCAACAUCGUGAAAGACUUGGUCUGUUUUUGGAGAAGCGUGCUCUUACUGGCUGCGAACGAGAUGCAGAGACGUGUGAAGAAUUUCACAGAUUUUUAGACAACAUGGAAGCACAUGCUCCUGCCAAGAGAGUUGUGUACCCAGACAUGCAAAUAGCCGAUGGGAAAAAGAGACCUAGUAUUGCGGCAAAGUCCUGAAUGGCUUCUUGUGAUAGAAAAGGAUAGUGGUUGAUUUGGCAGAGUUAUAGAAAAAAUCACCUGAAAGAGCCAAACAGACCAAAAUUUGGCAUAUUCCAAAAGUUCAACUAAAUAAAUUCAAAUGUUUUGUUUUUAAGACAUAGUUCAUUUUUACUUGAUGAAUUUAUAAAACUCGUUUAGUUAAAUAGACAAUUACAUGGUUAUUUACAAAACAACAUGUCCAAGCAUAUUUUGCCAUACUAUGCAACCCAAUGCAGAAUAUGGCAAAAUAUUUAGUGGCAUAAUAUAUUGCCAUAGUUUUAUUUAAAAUCCAGCCCUGCAAUAGAGUCACCAAAAGACUACCAUAUUUUUUGUAUUAUUAAAAUUUUAAUAAGUUAUAUUCAUAUAAUUAUUUAAAUUGCAUAUUUUACACUAAUUCAUUAUGCCUAGCAAAAUUAAUGAUAUAUUCUGUUCACUAAAUAAUGAACAUCCUCUUUCUUGUAACCAAACUUGCUAUAAUAUGGAAUCAGUGGUUCUUUGCAGUCCAAACUGAUCUUGUAACAGCCAAGUUUUCCCCCAAGUAAAGUCAAGGAUUCUACAAGUCUAAAACAGAAAACAUUUCAACCUAUUUGUAGGAAAAGUAUAUGGUUAUAAUUAGUUAGUUUUCAUCUUUUGGAGGUCAGUUUGGUAACUUUAGUUAUUUGUGUCUGUUGAUUAAUAAGUAUGUGUUAAUUACCAGUAUUUUAACUGUAUAUACUUACACUUUGCCAAAAUGCUUUCCUCUGUAUUCAGUGUGCACUACAACCUCUUCUAUACGACCUCUCUGUUUUAAAAAUACAUAUGUAAGUACUCUGUAUACUAGUAUAAUCUGUACAGUAUGUGUGAAGAUGUUAUCUAGAAUGAAUUGGACAACAAAAUCUAGUAUAGUAUGUUGGAAAUAAAUUUAAGUUUCAUACCAUGGCUAUUUCAUGAAUAAAUUUCUGUUCAAGAAUUAGCGAUGCAGCUGCGACAAUUUUUCUUGUGUCUGUAUUUUCUAUCACGGCAAUGUAGUAUGUGUUUGGGCAUUCUUUCAUCUCUCUAAAUCUUCCUAAAUAUAUAAUUAGUUUACAAGGCAUGUUUCAACACAGAUUCGUUAAACUGCGAGUAAUAAUUAUCUUACGCUGAUAUUUCUCUUCUGUUAUAUCACCAACUUUUGUGAGUUGAGCAAGAAGAUCAAUAUAACCUAAAGAUUAAGAAUAAAGUUGUGUUUGUAAUCUGU